This is a messenger RNA of Fusarium tjaetaba, 3906 nucleotides long. RefSeq names its product FLO9-like protein. The record is from RefSeq and is a predicted model, not a curated record. The transcript is spliced from 2 exons. NCBI's taxonomy places the organism in Eukaryota, Fungi, Ascomycota, Sordariomycetes, Hypocreales, Nectriaceae. Bases 1 to 3906 code for a protein of 1301 amino acids.
AUGCGCCCUUCCUCCUCGCUCGUACGGGGAACUGCUAUUGCCCUCGGCCUGGCUGGCAGCGUCUUUGCUGCUCCCGGGCUUAAGGCCUGUCUCCCCGACGACGGCAUCGAAGUUGUGGAGCUUCAGCCUGUUGAAGUCAUUUGCGAUGGCAAAACGCUGACCAGCACAAUCACUCGCCUCAGACGCUACACCCAGUAUCCAGGUUCCUCUAUAGCCCUGAGUAGCCUGGGUCGAUCUGGCUCGCCCGAUUCCUCCACGGCCCUGCACCCCCCUUUAUCAUCCGGAAACGAGCGUCCCUGCAAAGGCUGUGUGACUAUCACGACCACCGCCAAUACUCCUUUCUGUACUACAAUUCCUCCCGCUACCAAGGGAGGCCCUUCAACUGUCAUUACCGGCAUCACUCCUCCCUGUGAGGACUGCAUAACAAUCACCACUACCGUUCCCUCCCCUUUUUGUACUACUGUUUCCCCCAAUACUCAGGGCGGACCUUCAACUGUCAUUACUGGGGUACCUCCUGUAUGUGAGGGCUGCGUUACUGUCACCAAGCCAGGGCCAACUCCUUACAUCUCCUAUAUCCCUCCUGCCUCUGAUGGCGGCAAGACAACGCUAGCCAUAUGCCCUGGCCCAGUCACGGUAACUGUGACCGCCAAGCUACCUGAUUCUAGCUUUGUCAGCGCUUCGUCUGGCUGCACCCACUGCGCGGCCACACUGAUUGUGCCUCCGGUUCUCACGACAACCCUGACCCAAACUGGCAAUGUUCCCGGUACUACCACUAUGCCCCCAGCACCUGGCUGUACCAAAGGCUGUGGGGGAACUGUUGUUGUUACUGUUACUCCCAGAUCAUCUGAUCCUGCUGUAACACUGACUACAACCGGUACUGUUCCUGGCAUAACGACUAUCCGCCCAUCUUCUGGCUGCACCAAAGGAUGCGGAGGAACUGUUAUUGUCACUGUUACUCCUGGACCUGAACCAACCGGCCCGAUCGUAACAUUGACCACUACUGGUACUGUCCCCGGCACAGAGACCAUCCCUCCUGCGACAGAUUGCUCCCAAUCAUGCUUCACCACCAUUCGGGUCACCUCAGUCCCCGGUUUAUCAAGCACAGAUCGAUUCACAACGAUCACCACAACCGGUUCUGUGCCUGGUACUACUACAGUGCCCCCGGCUUCAAUCUGUGCCACCUGCCAGGGUACUGUUAUUAUUACUAUUCCUCCUGCUUCUUACACAACAGUUACCACUACCGGUCCUUCGCCUGGUACAACCACAAUCCCCCCUGCGUCAGGUUGUCUAACGUGCGGGGGUAAUGUAGUUGUUACAGUUCCUCCAGCUUCUUAUACUACAAUCACCACUACCGGUUCUGUACCUGGUACUACUACGGUGCCGCCUUCCUCAAGCUGCCCUACUUGUAUAGGUACCGUUGUAGUGACGGUUCCUCCAGCUUCUUUCACGACAGUCAUAACGACCGGCAGUGUCCCUGGAACCACUACAGUACCCCCUGCCUCCAAUUGCCCGACUUGCGAAGGUACUGUGAUUAUCACGUCGGUUCCUCCACAGUACACAACAAUUACGAGUUUCGGUUCAGUGACUUCGCUUACAACAACAACUCUGGCUAAUACUGGAACCAGAACUAGAACCGUGGUGGUUAUCGUGCCUACCCCUUCACAGCCAGUUGUGACGGUUACAUCCACAGGCACAGGUACUGUGACCUCAGCGACUACAAUCACUGGAACCGGGACCGAUACAGUUGUUGUAUAUGUACCUACCACUUCAAAGCCACUUAUAACUGUUACCUCCAUUGGUACAGGUUUUGUAACCUCAUCGACUACGAUUACUGGGACCGAGACUGAUACAGUGGUUGUCUACGUACCUACUACUUCCAGGCCAGUCACAACCGUUACCUCCACUGGUACCGGUACAACGCCUUAUGCAACAACUAUUACAGGCACUGAAACCGACACGGUGGUCACCUUUGUUCCUUCUACUCCAGACGCCAUUAGGCCAACUAUAACUAUUACAUCUAUUGGUACAGGUACCGUGCCUUAUGCAACAACCGUCACGGGCACUGGCACAAUUGGAAUCGACACCGUGAUCACCUUUGUUCCCUCUACUCCUGAGCCUGCUAGGCCCACCAUCACUGUCACAUCCAUUGGCACAGGUACAACGCCUUAUGCAACCACCAUCACUGGCACUGGCACCACUGGAACUGAUACUGUAGUUACAUAUGUUCCAUCGACUACCGAGCCUGUCGCUACUUGGCCCACGACCACUAUUACGUCUACUGGUACAGAUACAACGCCUUAUGCAACUACCAUGAAAGGUACUGGAACCACUGGAACAGACACAGUCAUCACCGUCGUUCCCUCUACACCUGGACCUACUAGGUCAACUAUAACUAUCACGUCUGUUGGCACAGGCACAACACCUUAUGCAACUACUAUUACAAACACUGAAGCUACUGGAACUGAUACUGUAAUUACAUAUGUCCCACUGCCUCCAUCCAGUACAGUUCCUGCCACGUCAAACACGUCAGGCGGUGUAGUUACCACUUUACCAUCCACGGCCGCGACUACGGGACUGACAACCAUCCCGCCCUUUACAACCAUCACGUCUACUGGGACUGCCACUGGGCUAACAACUAUAACUGGAACUGUACCCGGUGAGACUGGCACUGUCAUUAUAAUUGUUACACCUCCAGCUGCUUCCUCUACUGCCACUUUAUCGGAAGCCUCAAGCACUUUAUCAUCAACUACCUUGUCUCAGACAUCAAAUACCUUCUUGUCAACCACUUCAUCAGAAGCAUCAAGUGGCUUAUCAUUAACUACCUCAUCUGAGGUAUCAAGCACUUCAUCAUCUGAGGUAUCGAGUGAUUUAUCUUCGACUACUUCAUCAGAGGCCUCAAGUACUUCAUCAUCAAGCACUUCAUCAAGCACUUCAUCAAGCACUUCAUCAAGCACUUCAUCAAGUACUUCAUCAAGCACUUCAUCAACAUCUAGGUCAUCAAGUACUUCAUCAUCAAGCACUUCAUCAUCAAGUACUUCAUCUGCAUCUGCCUGUACCGUCACUCAAACCAACUCAGUCUCGGCGGUCAAUACAGAAUCGGCUGCAAGCACUGUUGUUGUACCAGCUUGCGCUACGGCGAUGCGUUUCAUUGUUGCAGGCGGUGAAGGUGGAGGUGCUUCUAGUGGUGGUGUCGCUUCCGACAACGGUGGCAGGGGUGCUCAACUAUCGGGAACAGUAUCUGUCACACCGGGGCAAAGGGUAGUGCUCUUGGCAGGUGGAAAGGGUGGAGUUGGCCGGGCUUCUGGGGUGAGUCCCGGUGGAAUUGGAUAUGGUACAGGCGGUACCGCCAGAGACUCCGCUGGUGCCGGUGGUGCAGGGUCGUCCUUGACACUGGAUGGUAAUUUAAUCGUUGUCGCUGGUGGUGGUGGCGGUGGAGGCAAGUUUACCAAUCUUGACGACACCGACAGUCAAACCAUUACCUUCAGUGGUGACAGUGGUAAUGGCGGGGGCUUCAAUGGUAACACUGCUUACAUCGCGUUGAGGGCAACUCCCAACCAACACACCGUCACCAAUCAGGGUGGUCGAGGAGCUAGCUCAAGUGCUCCGGGCGCCGGAGGCACUGUCAGUGGAAGUCCCGACUUGUCUACCAACGGUAAUGCCGGCGCGGGCAAAAACGGUGGCAAUGGUAGACCUGGUUUCGGGGACGUCCCUCUAGGUUCUGGAGGAGGUGGAGCUGGUUACUAUGGCGGUGGCAGUGGAGGUGUUGCCCAGAAAACAGUCGGUAACAGUAAAGCUGCUACAGGUGCUAAAGGCGGUGGUGGUUCUAACUAUGUCGCUAGCGGCAUAACAACUACAAGUAGUACAAAUAGCGCUGCUGGCUUUAUUACUAUUGUCUUCUUUAGCUAG